AUGCAGAGAAUAUUAGAGAAGAAACACUUCAGAAACAAACAGAAAGAGAUAGAAUACAUUUCGAAGAAAUUGCAAUCUUACGAUUGGAAAACGUACCCUCACAGAUGUCUUCUUAUCUUAGAUGAUUUCGCCUCUCAUCCUUUGUUAAAGAAUAGAGAACAAGACAUGUGUCGAAUUCUUAAGAAACUUAGACACUUUAACAUUUCAGUUGUCAUUUGUGUACAGACAGCAAAGAGUUUAAGUAAGGAUGUUAAAAGAAUACUUACUGACAUAAUACUUUUCCCCGGAUUGUCCGAAGACGAUUUCAUGGAACUUAUGAAAGAGUCCAUGGCAGGUAAGUUUGACAGAUAUGAAUUAUGGGAGAAGUACAAAGUCAUACAAGACCCUCAUACUUCUUUCAGAAUUCAUAUCUACGCAAACAAAGUUCAAAUUGUAAAAAGUCAAGCUUGA
Trichomonas vaginalis G3 is the source of this 450-nucleotide messenger RNA. Its product is annotated as protein of unknown function, DUF4106 family. The record is from RefSeq and is a predicted model, not a curated record. The coding region runs from base 1 to 450 and encodes 149 amino acids. Lineage: Eukaryota; Parabasalia; Trichomonadida; Trichomonadidae. The transcript has a single exon.